AUGGGCCCCUGUACCGCCUCCUCAUGCUGCUGCCAGGCCCCUAAUCUGCCAUGGGCCCCUGUACCGCCUCCUCAUGCUGCUGCCAGGCCCCUAAUCUGCCAUGGGCCCCUGUACCGCCUCCUCAUGCUGCUGCCAGGUCCAGAGUCUCUCAUGGGUCCCUGUACGGCCUCCCAUUGCUGCUGUCUCCAUCGCCACACUCUGCCAUGUGCCACUUUCAGGUCUCCUCACACUGCUGGUGUGUGUUCCAUUUUUUGUCAUAGGGUGCUGGCAGAUUACGGGCCUCCCAUAGCUGCUGCCAGGCCCCUAAUCUGCCAUGGGCCCCUGUACCGCCUCCUCAUGCUGCUGCCAGGUCCAGAGUCUCUCAUGGGUCCCUGUACGGCCUCCCAUUGCUGCUGUCUCCAUCGCCACACUCUGCCAUGUGCCACUUUCAGGUCUCCUCACACUGCUGGUGUGUGUUCCAUUUUUUGUCAUAGGGUGCUG
Molecule: messenger RNA, 480 nt
Organism: Staurois parvus
Lineage: Eukaryota; Metazoa; Chordata; Amphibia; Anura; Ranidae
Source: the annotation of a GenBank genome assembly